GUUCGCCUUUGUGGAAUGGAAGUACGGUUAGACUUAUUCCCAGCCAAGCCGAGUGGCAUCCCUCAUUUGCAUCAAAAUCAGGGAUGAUCAUUGCGGAAACAGAAAUAUGUAGAUUAACUGGGGUUCAUGCAUAACAAUUGUUUUGGGUAUCCAUUUGUAGACACAGUUUGUAAUAGAAAGAACAUGUUUGCUUUUGUGCCGUUUGCAUAAAGAAAUGCAGUCAAACCAGUUUGUGAUGUCUUGUGUAACUUCCUACCUUGGUUGACGAUUACUUAGCAAGAAAGUGACUGGAUUCUGAUGUUUAAGGGACGAAAAGCAGAAGAGGAUUUAUGGGACUAAUCGGGUCAACUAAACGUCCACAGGUGAUCCUGAUGGGUUUGGACUCUGCGGGAAAAACGACUUUGCUGACUCAACUGCUAACUGGCCAGGUGAUGAGCACAUCGCCAACCAUUGGAUUCAAUGUAGGAUCAUUCAAUGUGGACAAGAAGACAUCUUUGACAGUUUGGGAUGUCGGAGGACAAAAAAGCAUGAGGCCCAACUGGAGGUUCUAUCUGGAUGAUUGCAAGGCGCUGAUCUUCGUGGUUGACAGCAGCGAUCCCCGUCGGAUGCCGGAGGCUCAGAGGGCAUUGAAGAAGGUUUUGAGUGAAGAAAAGUUCCGAGAUAUUCCGUUGAUGGUUCUGGCCAACAAGAUGGACCAGCCUGGCGCCAUGACUGUACAGGAGAUCUCCGACCAGCUGCGAUUGAAUAACUAUCCUUGUUUGCGUUGGGAGAUCCAAGCAUGCAGCGCCCUGAAAGGAAUCGGUCUGCAUCAAGCCUUCACGUCCGUCGCCAAACUCAUCAAGAAGAACUAACGGGAAUGUAAAGGUAGAAUGUGAAGAGAUGUGAUGGACAAAGGUUGUGUUUUGGAAUGUAUUUAAGAAAUAAAUAUAUACAGCAUUUCAAA
Syngnathus acus (greater pipefish) is the source of this 943-nucleotide messenger RNA. RefSeq names its product ADP-ribosylation factor-like 11 (gene arl11). Gene Ontology annotation, biological process: intracellular protein transport; vesicle-mediated transport. The record is from RefSeq and is a predicted model, not a curated record. Gene Ontology annotation, cellular component: cytoplasm. NCBI's taxonomy places the organism in Eukaryota, Metazoa, Chordata, Actinopteri, Syngnathiformes, Syngnathidae. Gene Ontology annotation, molecular function: GTP binding; GTPase activity. The coding region runs from base 330 to 851 and encodes 173 amino acids. The transcript has 5 exons.